This is a messenger RNA of Aspergillus brunneoviolaceus CBS 621.78, 1123 nucleotides long. RefSeq names its product GNAT family N-acetyltransferase. NCBI's taxonomy places the organism in Eukaryota, Fungi, Ascomycota, Eurotiomycetes, Eurotiales, Aspergillaceae. The transcript has 2 exons. The record is from RefSeq and is a predicted model, not a curated record. The coding region runs from base 226 to 1041 and encodes 271 amino acids. Gene Ontology annotation, molecular function: acyltransferase activity, transferring groups other than amino-acyl groups.
CGUGACUAGCUUGCACCUUCGCGCAGCGGUGGCAAGGGACCUCUGCAUACGAUUGGUGAAAACAAGCGAGCUGAACGAAAUGAGCAACAGAAGGGCAGCCUGGACCAGCUCCACCACUAACGGCGUGGAUAUAUGAUCCUGGGAUGCAAUGCCCUCGCUGCCGCCCGGCAUGGACGCGCCCAAAUCGUACGUGCGGAAGAACAAAGUCGCAUAUAGCACCACACCAUGCGGUUCCAACUCUCCGAGCUAGACCCCGAAUCUGACGCUCUCUCCGAGUUCGUCGCCUGCCAGGUUGCCAGUUUCGGGGACCCAUUCCAACCGAUUUACCGGUUCUUCUACCCCAUCUUUGGAGGUGAAUCUAAGGCACAGAAGCAAGAGGCGCUCAUGAACCUCGUGCAAUUGCACCGAGAAUGGGCUCGCGAGGACCCGGACUCCGUCUUUUUGCAGAUCAGGGACCGUGAACGGGACAACAAGUUUGUUGCUGGGGUUUACUUCAAGGUCCACAGACAGAACCCGUACGCGCGAGGAGGAAAAGGGGACCUGAGCUGUGACAGCGAAGAGCACAACCCGUCUGCUGCGCUGUGGUAUCCAGAGCGGGUUCGACGAAAGUAUAUCACGCGAUGCAUUGAGAUUUUCUCCGAACCGCACAUGAAGCUCAUGCAGAAGCCGCAUGUUUAUAUAUUCGUCGGGUUCGUCUUACCCGAGUACCGCCAACUGGGUCUGGCAGACAUGCUCUUGGCUGAGGUCUGUCGACGGGCAGACGAAUUGGGGCUCGAGUCCUGGCUCGAAGCAGUUAUCGCAAUAGGGGUGACGAUCUACAGGCGCCACGGGUUUGUCCCCUACAGUGGCGGUCUUCUGGUUCAGCCUGCCGCGACAGAAGUGGAGGCUCAGGAUGCGGAUUGGAAGGACAUCGAGGCCAAGAUGCAGCCUCUGCGAUACUGGCCCAUGUGGCGGCCCCCUCAUGGAAAGCUAGAGCUCGGGAAGAUGAGCCCACCCUGGGGCGAGCUGAGUACGAGUAGGAGAUUCUUGGGCAGGCUAUGAUUUCCGAGGUGGCUGGCGAUUACCACUGUUCGGCAGUGGAAGUCUAGGUUGGUACCAAUAACUUUACAGGUACUGUCGUGCG